This is a messenger RNA of Brugia pahangi, 1503 nucleotides long. Lineage: Eukaryota; Metazoa; Nematoda; Chromadorea; Rhabditida; Onchocercidae. The record is from the annotation of a GenBank genome assembly.
AUGAAUGUUGCUGUCCUGUUAUUGGCUUUUAUGAUAGGUGUUACAAAGUCAACAGAAGGACAACAACAAAAACCAGAGAAAUCACAGAAAAUAUGUGAAACACAGGAAAUUCAUGGGAAGGAAGUAUCAGGAGGUUAUUUGACAUCUCCCAAUUAUCCAUUCAGCUAUCCGUCUAAUCAGGACUGCCUUUUUAAUAUCACUGCCUCUGCAAAUUUGGUAAUUCACCUGACUUUCACUCAUUUCCAUCUGGAAGACCGUACGUUACGCUCUAAUCAAUGCCUUAAUGAUUACGUGAUCGUUACUGUGGUGGAUUAUCAGGGACGUGAACAUAUCGGUGAACGUUUCUGUGGUAAUCAACUCCCUGAACCUUUGCAUACCAUGCAAAAUUCCGUUUAUAUUCGCUUUCAUUCUUCACAUACGAACGAAUACUCAGGUUUUCGACUACGUUAUCAAUUCUUGACGGAAGAAUCAAUAUUUGAACCAGCUAGUAGUUAUUUCGACGAUGAUCUAAGAUAUCUGAGAUAUUGCGGUGGGCAUAGUAAUACAAAGACAUUCAAUGGUGAAAUACGAAGUCCUGGUUAUCCGUCAUUUUAUCCAAAAAAUGUUACUUGCAAUUGGUUAUUACGUGUGGAUCCUGGUAAAAAAAUAUAUAUACGUGUACAAUAUCUGGAAUUAUCAUCGACGAUGGCGGAAUGUGAUAAAGCAUCAGUGUAUAUAAUAGAUGGUUAUCGUCAUGACUCAACAACGGAUAUUGUUAAGAAGGAUGAUGCAAGUCAGGUGAAAUUCUGUGGCAGUCAACUUUAUUAUACGGAGGAAGGUAUGAAGUCAUAUAUGUCCACCGGAAAUCGUCUCAUCGUUCGAUUUGUAACAAAAGAUCAUCCAAGUCCAUCAUUGCUAACAAAGUAUGAGAAACAGGGUAAACCCAUUGGUUUCCGGUUAAUAUGGACUGAAGUUGAAAACAUUUUACCAGAAGGGAAUGUUUGUCCGGGCUUUGCUUGCAAAGGUGGCGAAUUAUGCAUUGAUGACGGACAGAACGUUUGCGCAAGUCGAACUCAAUUAUGCAUCGAUAAAUCACUCAUUUGUAAUGGUGUAUACAAUUGUGCUGAAAAUGAUUAUACGGAUGAAGAAGACUGCUAUUCUCAACAUAUUAUCAUAUCAAUAUGCUCAAUAAUCUUCCUCCUGAUAAUAUUCAUCAUAUCGGUGUUUCUGUGGCAACGAAAAAUUAGGCAACGUGUCGAAGAACAAAAGCGCAAACGUCUCGAAGCUGCAACAAUAGGAUCAGCCUCUUUAGCGGACAGUAAUGGAAAAAAUGCAGUCAUUUGGGAAGCAACAAGGUGUUCCUCGAUGAAUGUUGACCCUUCGUUGGACAUUCAUCACCUUCAUCCUGGACAUUAUCAGACUCACUGCCAUCAUUAUCACAGUCAGCAAAAGCAGCACGAACAACAGCAGCAAAACCAUAUAGCCCUCUCCGAGAUGAAUACUUUUCACUCAGCUUUAUUAUAA